Messenger RNA from Cyphellophora europaea CBS 101466, 984 nucleotides. RefSeq lists its product as uncharacterized. The record is from RefSeq and is a predicted model, not a curated record. The transcript has 2 exons. NCBI's taxonomy places the organism in Eukaryota, Fungi, Ascomycota, Eurotiomycetes, Chaetothyriales, Cyphellophoraceae. The coding region runs from base 1 to 984 and encodes 327 amino acids.
AUGGACAAUACCGGCCACGCCGGUAUGCACACAUAUUCCUCCGCGGGUCGCCCUAGCAGCAGACGCACUAUAGAAGAAGUCUGCACCAUUCCCGGUACCAAGGUCCCUGCCAUUCCCGCCAUCCCGCCUGACUCUGUACCCAACCUGGAAUCUAUCCGCAAGGUCUACGAUGUCGCCUUUGCACCCGGGCUCGAUAAGUUCCUCGAGUCCAAUACCCAUUGGUAUGCCACCUACGGCUUUGACCUGCUGGCGAGCAACCGUAAUCUCCUGGGGCUGAUGCUCGCCUACCUCACACUUGUGAGCUCUCACCAUGACGCACCGGUCAAUACCAAUCCCACCCUAGUCAGCCAGGAGGCGCGCGUCACAUGGGCCAUGCUUUCACUCUGCGUGCGCGCGGAGAACACGGCCCCCGCUGCUGGCGACGAAGCAGACAAGCUCGCUCGACGCUUCCGCACCGUCGAGUCUCUUUUGACUGGCGAGCCUCUUACCAACACCGCCGCUUCGAUGUCCGAGUUCAUUCACCAGGAACCAGAGCCACAGGCUAUUGCCGAGGCGGAGGCCGAAGCCGAAGCCCGAGCUAAAGAGGCUGAGCAAGAUGCCCAGCGCCCACCCUUUGCGCGACAAGUGGCACGCCGCGGCUCCGAGUUCUGGGCCAUCCUAGAAGGCAUCGCCACCGCGCAGGGCCGCGGUACGCUGGGCGCGCCGGAUAUCAAGGCCUCGAUUGCGCAGAUCAAGGGUUUGCUGGACGGGAAAGAGAACCGGGACGUCCUGUACGCUGCACUGCUCCUGGGCUGGGGCAUCAACGGGGAUCCGAGUGCAGAGCGAGAACUGGGGCGGCGGUUUUUAAUUAAUCAGGCGGGCGGGAGGGCCACGGACGCGGUCAGUGCGACUUUGUGCGGCAUGUGCCUGCGGGCGCUGGAGACGGAAAGUAAUGUUGAAGGGUCCGGUCUCAGCGGUCACGGUGGUGCCAGCGGUGGUGUUUGA